AUGAGCUCACUCACAGGCAAAGUCGCCAUCGUCACAGGCGCCUCGCGCGGAAUCGGAGCAGCCAUUGCACUCAGUCUUGCCAAAGUCGGGGCCAAGGUCGCCAUCACCUACGUAUCGGAUUCUAGCUCCCCAGCAGCUGAUGCCCUCGUUGCCCAGAUCAAUGCCCUGGACAACGACUCCAGUGCGACCAAGAUCCAAGUCAAUCUUGCGGACGCCUCGGCCCCACAAAUCAUCGUCGACGCCACACUGGCCGCCUUUGGCCCCACCAUCGACAUCCUCGUGAACAACGCCGGAACGGGGAUUCGCAAGCCUUUCCUCGAGACCACCCAUGCGGAUUUCGACCACGGCAUCAACGUCAACCUGCGCGCCGCAUUUUUCCUUUCCCAGGCCGUGGUCCCGCACUUGCGUCGCCCCGGCCGCAUCAUCAACAUCAGCUCGAUCGUGGCACGUACGGGUGGGCCCUUGUAUGCCGUGUACGCUGCGUCCAAGGCGGGAGUCGAAGGCUUCACGCGGGCGUUGGCAGCGGCGCUCGGGCCCUACGGGCACAGUGUGAAUGCAGUACUGCCUGGCUUGACGGCUACCGAUAUGCUGCAGGCAAUCACGGCGGAUCCUGAGUCAGCGGCUUAUCAUCGCGGCGUGGCAGCCGUGACGCCAAUGGAAGGUCGUAUAGCGACGCCUGAGGAGAUUGCGGGUGUUGUGGCGUUUCUGGCAUCUGAGCAGAGUCAGUGGGUUACAGGGCAGUCGAUUAGUGCAACGGGGGGGCUGUUGAUGGUUUAG
Messenger RNA from Plenodomus lingam JN3, 777 nucleotides. RefSeq lists its product as uncharacterized. The record is from RefSeq and is a predicted model, not a curated record. NCBI's taxonomy places the organism in Eukaryota, Fungi, Ascomycota, Dothideomycetes, Pleosporales, Leptosphaeriaceae. Gene Ontology annotation, molecular function: oxidoreductase activity.